GUUUUUUAAUGAGUGUUUGUGGGUUCCCAUAAACAAAAUGAAAAGGAACUGACAAAGAAUAUGCACUCCAAGAAAAAAAAAAACUCAUGUGUUACUUUUGGUUUUGGUAACAACUCGAUUCUGCCACCUUUGAUUAAUCAAACCUUAGUCCACGCAAACAAAUUCUCCAUUUCAUUUCCUUCCUUAUUAUUUUCUCCAUCUUCAUUUAUAUGCAUAAGAUAUUGAAAGCAAAAAUAGAAAGAGUAGAAAGAAUCUGAAUUGAUGAGUCAAUGGAUACAUGUACAUGUUGCUAUUAUAGCAGCCUUAGUUGGAUGUAUUUCAACCCUUUUGUUUGUUUUCAUGUUGUGGUUUUGUCAUCACAAAAAAGAUCAAAAGAGAUUUGUUGAAUCAAAUAGCUUGAACAAAAGAGAAAGCCAAGAAAGAAAUUUUGAUCAAAGAAGAAAGAGCAAAGGAAGAAAAGAUUUGUUCAACUGGAAUGAUCAUCCAUAUCUAGCUUCUGAUGCUAUAGAAAAUGGAUGGUCAAGAUUUGCUUUCACUAGCUACAUGAGUAAUAUUUCAUCAAAAAAAUCAACUUCAUCAACACUAUUAGGAUCAUGUGGAGGUAGUGAUGAAUUUGGAAGAGAAAAUGAGGCUGAAAUAAACUGGGAAGUUUGUCAAGGAUCAAAUGAAUUCAUGCAGAAGGUUAGACUCAAUCCUGGUUUAAAAGAGUGUUUUUUUCAUCCUAACAACACUUCUACAAGUGUUGCUUCUGUUAUUAGGACUUCUCUGCCUCUUCCUGGUCCUUUUUUGGGGAACCAUGCAUUUCCACAAGAAGCUUAUUUUGAAAUCACUAUACUGUAUUCUUCUUGGAAUGGAGAUUAUGAGUUGGUAGGAAGAAGAGAAGGGGAGAAGACAAAACUACUCAUUGAAGAUAGUUCAAAUGAUGAAGGUGAUUUGAAAAGUGUUGAAGAAAUGAAAGUUGAAGGAAAAAGUGGAAUAAGUGAAUCUGUGAUGUUUUCAUUGGGGUUAACAGGUGGAGGAGGUGUUCCUUUAAGGGUUCCAGGAACUUAUCCUAGAAGCAUAGGGUUCAACUCAAAUGGUUCUGUGUUUCUUGAUGGAAUGAAACUUGUAUUUGAGUCUGAGAAAGCACAAUGGGUAGGAACUGAUACAGUAAUUGGUUGUGGAUUUGAUCCAAGGCAAAAGAAAGUUUUCUUCACAUUAGACUCAGAAUUGGUGCAUGUAAUCCACUGUCAAUCAGAGGAAUUCAGCACUCCAUUAUGUCCAACUUUGGCUGCAAAUAUAGACAUUAUGGUUUUAGUUAAUUUUGGACAAAUUGCAUUCAAAUAUGCUCCUGCAAAUGCACAAAGAACACCAAAUCCAUGCUUCAUAGCACCACUUGUACAUUCCCCUGGUGCUGCACUUGGAUUUGAUGACAGUAAGGAACUAUUCUCCAUGGGAAGGAUUGAUUCUCCGUGGCAGAAUCGAUCGGCAACAAAAGAAAAUCACAUCAAUGUGAAUAAUAACAAUCUAGCAUUUGAUUUUGAUGAAGAGUCUGAAGCUGACUUAUUUGAAAUUGUGUUGGAUGGUUCAGAAAAAUCACCAUACUCAGUGUCCUUAUCAUAGGUUACAGCAAAGGUUGCAUAGUCAAAUGUAAUUAUGUUGUUUCUUUUAGCAGUUAAGUGUGUUCCUUUUGGCGUCUGAUACAUUUUUCAAAUGUAUGUAUCAGUGUCUUACCUAGUAUUCGUGUUUGUGUCAAUAUUUCAUAGGCUCCGGCAUUCGCAUUUGAAAUUAUGUCUAGACACCAAAACAUGUAUACACUCAUUUUUUUGCUGCUUGAUAAAAAAUGAGCAUGUCUUUGCUGCACAAUCAUCAAUUAUCAUUGAAGUCAAUGAUCUCGACCGUUGAUGAAGAUUGGAACGGCGAAUAUUUGAUGUUAUGGAUUUGUCGAGUUACAAUUUGAGUCAUCUGAUCUUUAUCCAAUUGAUUAAAUUGUCUAACAGCAGAAAUUAAAGGAA
Medicago truncatula (barrel medic) is the source of this 1994-nucleotide messenger RNA. RefSeq lists its product as uncharacterized. Lineage: Eukaryota; Viridiplantae; Streptophyta; Magnoliopsida; Fabales; Fabaceae. The transcript is spliced from 2 exons. The record is from RefSeq and is a predicted model, not a curated record. Bases 262 to 1602 code for a protein of 446 amino acids.